CCUACUGUGGAGUUGUUAUAAAGAGGCCACAGCUCUACGGAGAAGCUGAAACUUGGUGUAGAAGUGGAAAAAGCCCCUUUGAUCAACUUCAACACAACAGGAUGGAAUAUUACAAAUUCGCCUCGCUGGUUGUUUUCCUGUACUACAUUGAGUGCUGCUGGUCUUCUUCCUGUGCGGUGGACAGCUUCAAUGUCAAGCAGGACUUUGACCCAAAAAAAUAUGCAGGAAAGUGGUACGCUCAGCAGAAGAAAGAUCCAGAAGGACUCUUCCUGCAGGACAACAUUUCUGCAGAAUACACUAUUGAAGAUGAUGGCACCAUGACCGCUUUUACCAAGGGUCGUGUCACUCUGUUUGGAUUUUGGGUGGUGUGUGCUGACAUGGCUGCCCAGUAUACAGUGCCUGAUCCCUCCACACCUGGCAAGAUGUUCAUGACCUACCAGGGUCUGGCCAGCUACCUGUCUAGUGGAGGUGAUAACUAUUGGAUCAUCGACACAGACUACGACAACUACGCCAUCACCUAUGCAUGCCGCACACUGAAAGAUGACGGCGCCUGUGAUGACGGCUAUGCCCUGGUGUUCUCCCGGAACCCUCGCGGCCUGCCCCCAGCCAUCCAGCGCAUUGUGCGGCAGAAACAGGAGGAAAUCUGCAUGUCGGGACAGUUCAAACCCGUGCUGCAGUCAGGUGCCUGCUGAGCUCUCUUCCUUUAACAUGCUGCCAUGAGAACACACAUCAAGAGUGAAGCGGACAAAGAGCGCUUCAGGGAGACGCAGUUUCCAGUUCACUGUCUCAAGGGAAAAUUGUGUUUGGGACAGUAACAUUUUUUAAACAAAGGUUCUGUCAUUAAGUGUUUUUAGGGAAUUGAGACAUGUUUGUUAAGCCUUUGAAAAUGCAAAUAAAAUU
Messenger RNA from Tachysurus vachellii, 900 nucleotides. It is a transcript of the gene rbp4l, whose product is annotated as retinol binding protein 4, like. The record is from RefSeq and is a predicted model, not a curated record. The transcript has 6 exons. Gene Ontology annotation, molecular function: retinol transmembrane transporter activity; retinoid binding. NCBI's taxonomy places the organism in Eukaryota, Metazoa, Chordata, Actinopteri, Siluriformes, Bagridae. The coding region runs from base 102 to 692 and encodes 196 amino acids.